Molecule: messenger RNA, 996 nt
Organism: Pisolithus orientalis
Lineage: Eukaryota; Fungi; Basidiomycota; Agaricomycetes; Boletales; Pisolithaceae
Exons: 2
Coding region: 106-900 (264 amino acids)
Source: RefSeq, a predicted model, not a curated record
CCUGGACCUGCGGCACAAGAAGCACGUGUGUCUGAGGAUGUCCCUCCGGCUCUAGCAAAACGCAUAGGGCAAAGAAGACUGUCCCGUUCACCAUUACCACGUUCCAUGAUUCAGAGCAUGGAACAGGAGCGAUUUCACACUCCUAACGUUGAUGGCAAGGUCGCAAACGAUAACCUCCCAAAACACCACAAUGGGGAACAUAUCGUUAGUCCUUCGACGACUACCGUGCUUGAGCAGUGCAGAACGCAUCUCGCGCCUGUUGUGUUGGCUUCUGUGACGGCGAGAGAUUCUCAGGUAGCCACACAACUUCAGCAAUGCGCAACCAUUCUAUCGGAUGAUAGAUGCGCAAGUUUGCUCCGUCACGCAAAGGAUAUGAGAGAGCAGCUACGGUCUUCUGCACAUGCGCAUGUGCCAAGUACUCCCAGGUGUAGAUCACCUGAGUACUUGAAUCGCGAAAGCGACUACGAGCGUACAAAUGGUCGUGUUUCAUGGAACCCUGAAACACCAGAGUCUAUUGUCUGUGCAGAAACACAGGUGCGAAGAGAUAGUGAUGUGACUCUCGCGGAGGAUCUGGAUGGGAAUCAUUCUACGGCUUUGAAAGCGUGUGCUGGUCCACUCCAAAGCCACCACCCAUUGUCCAAGGUGGAAGAAUUGUCACCUGUGUUAUUUCCUGCAAAAGUUAGGGAAACAGACAUCUACAUGCAUUCUGGGUCAGUUGAAGGAGACAUUGGUCAAGAAAAUAUGGCACAUUCUACACGUGGCUUGCCCCGUGGCCGAGCUGCUGUUCAACAGCACUCUCUACCUGCAUUAUGGUCAAGACACAAUGGGCCUGAUAUGCCUUGUAUCAAUGAAGCAUUUGCAAUGGUGAGCGAAGAGCUAUUCUUGGACACGGGAAGGUAGAAUAUUUUUUGUUCUUGAAACAACCAUGUCCAACUUGAUAUUUCUUGACAGGCUAGAUGCCGUCGCGCGUAUAUACUGUUUGAGGAAAGGUAAUUU